Messenger RNA from Aspergillus saccharolyticus JOP 1030-1, 2991 nucleotides. Its product is annotated as tethering complex subunit PEP5. Gene Ontology annotation, biological process: vacuole organization; vesicle-mediated transport; organelle fusion. Lineage: Eukaryota; Fungi; Ascomycota; Eurotiomycetes; Eurotiales; Aspergillaceae. The transcript has 9 exons. The coding region runs from base 56 to 2920 and encodes 954 amino acids. The record is from RefSeq and is a predicted model, not a curated record. Gene Ontology annotation, cellular component: HOPS complex; endosome. Gene Ontology annotation, molecular function: protein-macromolecule adaptor activity; protein binding.
CUUCAUUCCAUCCCGCCAAUUGCUCUUCCCAGUCCAUGGCGUGGGCUGCGUCCAAAUGGCUUUGACAUCAUGGAAAGCGUUCAACUUCUUCGAUGUCUCGUCGGUGAAGCUGCCUGAGGAGAGCUCAUCUAUUCUCGGUUCCGAUAUCCUCUCCCUCUGUUCCGGUUCCUCCAACCUUUUCCUCGGCUCAAACGAUGGCUUUGUCCACAUCGUCUCCUCAUCGUUCAAGCUCGUCCGCUCCUUCAAGGCAUCCGACAACGGCUCCAUAGCACAUAUCAAACAGAUAGAAGGGUCUUCGCUGCUUCUGACUAUCGCAGAAGAUCUUCCCAAUGAGCCGAUCUUGAAAGUCUGGGCCCUCGACAAAACCGAGAAAAAGAGCGGUGCUCCACGAUGCCUGUCAACAACGUCCAUCCAGAAUGCGAGGAGGAUAUUUCCUGUUUCUGCGUUUACUGCGCUCGACGAUCUGUCCCAGGUGGCAGUGGGGUUCGCGAAUGGGUCUGUUACGAUUAUCCGUGGUGACCUGAUUCACGACCGCGGGGCAAGGCAGCGCAUUGUGUUUGAGUCGGAAGAACCGGUGACAGGGCUCGAAGUGCAAAAUGGCCCGGUUGCGACCUUGUAUAUCUCCACCACUAGCCGGGUGCUGGCCCAGAUCAUCUCUGGCAGAAGUCAAGGUCAACCAGCGCGCAUUCUGGAUGAUAUGGGCUGCGCCGUUGGCUGUAUGUGCCUUGACAAAGAUAAUGGUGAUGUACUGGUUGCUCGCGAGGAUGCAAUAUAUACCUAUGGGCCCCGUGGGCGCGGACCUAGCUACGCUUUCGAGAGUCGAAAGGACUCAAUCAACAUUUUCAGAGACUACAUCGCAUUGGUUUGCCCGCCACGCGAUACAUCGUCGCGCCCCGACGCUCUGCGCAACCUCAACGUCAGUCAGGCCGACGACAUAUUCAAGACGACCAUGUUCACGCUUUUGGACACGGAUUUGAAGUUCAUUGCGCACUCCGAAUCGCUUGUCUCUGCUGUGAAGAAGAUCUUCAUCGAAUGGGGCGAUCUCUUCCUCCUCACUACCGAUGGCAAGCUCCACCGGUAUCGCGAGAAAAGUCUUCAACAAAAGCUUGAGAUCCUUUAUCAGCGGAACCUUUACAUUCUAGCAAUCAACAUUGCCCAGAAGACUGGCGUGGACACUCUGCAACAAAACGCCAUAUACCGCAAGUAUGGAGACUUCUUGUAUCAGAGAGGUGACUACGACACUGCAAUGCAGCAGUACCUUCGAGCCAUUGACAAUACGGAACCAUCACAAGUCAUCCGAAAGUAUCUGGAUACCCAGCGAAUACACAAUCUCAUCGAGUAUUUGGAGGAGCUACAUGAUCAUGACAAAGCUACCGUUGAUCAUACUACUCUUCUUCUAAAUUGCUACGCCAAGUUGAAAGACACGACCAAAUUAGACGAAUUCAUCAAAGCCCCCGGAGAGCUAAAAUUUGAUCUGGAGACGGCCAUUGCUAUGUGCAGGCAAGGCGGCUACUACGAACAGGCAGCCUACCUUGCCACGAAGUAUGGCGAAAACGAUAUGGUCGUCGAUAUUCUGAUUGAGGAUUCGAAGAAAUAUGCAGAGGCCUUAGAAUACAUUUGGAGGCUGGACCCUGACUUGGCGUAUCACAAUCUGAUGAAAUAUGCUCGCGUGCUGCUCUCCAACUGCCCGGAGAAAACAACGGAGCUCUUUAUCAAGUACUAUAAAGGACAAUAUAAGCCAAGGACCGAAGUUGAGCCGCCUGUUGAGCCACAAGCGCAGCAGAGCAGCACUCUACAGAGUCUCGCGGCGUUUCUUCCACUGCCUCUGAUGAAUGCUGGUGCUGGAUCAAAGGGGGAUUCAGUGGACAAGUCUCACGAAGCCAACGAAGAGAAUGUCGAAGAAGUUAUUGAAUAUCAAAUUCCGAAGCCAAGAACCGCCUUUUCGGUCUUUGUCGGGCACCCUGACGAGUUCAUCUCAUUCCUGGAAGCGCUUAUCGAGAAAGAGGACCUGAAAGACAAUGAGAAGAUUGACCUCUAUACUACACUUUUUGAGAUGUAUCUGGACACCGCAGGUCGGAAGAAGGAUGCCGCUGAGAAAGAGGCUUGGGAGAUCAAAGCAAAGAAGCUCAUCGAGGGGAAGGAUAUACCUAUAUCCACAUCGAGCGUUCUGCUAUUGUCUGACUUGUCCGGCUUCCGGGAGGGAUCCACCCUCGUCCGCGAGCAAGAAGGUCUGCGGUCAGAUAUCUUCCGUUCCUUUACAUCGGCCAAAGAUACGAAUGGGGCUAUCAAAGCCUUGAGAAAAUAUGGACCAGAAGAUCCUCAGCUCUACGUGGAUGCGCUUACUUAUUUUGCUUCAAGCCCCAAGAUUUUAGAGGAAGCUGGAGAUGAACUGGAUGCUGUGCUCAAACGCAUUGACGAGGCCGGACUUAUGACCCCACUGCAGGUCAUCCAAACCUUAAGUAACAAUGCGGUUGUAACUAUGGGCCGUGUCAAGAAAUAUUUGAGCGAGAAUAUUGAACGCGAAAGGAAGGAGAUUUCCACAAACCGCCGCUUGAUCAACAGUUACAGCAAGGAGACUGAAGCCAAACGAAAGGAGCUAGAGCAAAUUGGUACCCAACCGGUGGUAUUCCAAUCGCGCCGCUGUAACUCCUGUGGCGGCGCACUCGACCUUCCCACGGUGCAUUUCCUCUGCAAGCAUUCUUUCCACCAACGGUGUCUCAACCGAGUAGAUGAAGAUGCAGAAUGCCCGGCCUGUGCACCGCAGAACUCUACCAUCAAAGCUAUUCGGAAGCGGCAGGUCGAGUCCGCGGAUCAACACGACUUGUUUAAAGGAGAGCUGCAGCGUUCCAAGGACCGAUUUGGAGUCAUUAGCGAGUUCUUUGGGCGGGGAGUGAUGCGACCGCAGAGUACUAUGGAGUAAUGGGAUGAUCGCUCUUAGCGCAGCUUUGCAUAUGAUGUAGAUAGUUCGAGAUGUGAGUUUCCUGGAAACAG